ACUAUGGUCUGUGCGGGGGUACAUAACCUAUAACCCCUUUGGUGCCGAGAAUCCGGGAUUGGAAUUCAGAGGCCAGGGCCGACGAAAAGAGAAGGAGGAAGGCGGGUAUUCGACUGGAGGCGUUUCGGAUCGAAUUCACUUUGUCGAAGUAAUUUCUGACCGAAUAAUGGGCAUCGCGCGGUUAGUACAUUCGCUGAGGAGUAGAGAGGACACGCUGUCACGAUUCGCCGUCAAGGCCACCCUCGUAGGCGGUGUCGUUUAUUACAGCGUUCAGCAGGGCCUGUGGUCCAAGUCUGAGGACAGCGUGCAGUUGUACGGAAGAUUCUACAAUAAUGUCGCGCCUUACGUCAAGGACAAUAUCCCCAAGGAGGUUGACAAUAUCGUCAAUGAGCUACCACCAUUGCCAAGUACCAGUGACCUCUCCAACUCCGUCAAGUCGUCAUGGAAUAAGGGAGUUAUAGCGAGCAUGAAAUUCCUGUCCGAGACUCCGACCCAUGUGACCAACGGUGUGCAGAGUAUUUCUGAGACUCUGCGGGGUUACAUAGAGCAACAGAGCGUGUCUGAGAAAAGUCAAUAGCGUUUUCUAAUCUUGUAUUGUGGAUUUUAGGAAAACUUGACAUCAUUUAGUAUCAUUUAGCAUUGUUAUUAGUUUCAGAUCUCCCGCAUGUUAAUUUGUACAGUCUAUACACUGUUAACGGCUCUUUAUUGAGUUUUUAUUAUUAAUUUAUUAUAUGUCCAAUAAAUAUUUUCCUACGAAACGAU
Molecule: messenger RNA, 762 nt
Organism: Wasmannia auropunctata (little fire ant)
Lineage: Eukaryota; Metazoa; Arthropoda; Insecta; Hymenoptera; Formicidae
Gene: QIL1
Product: protein QIL1
Exons: 3
Coding region: 167-577 (136 amino acids)
Biological process (GO): cristae formation
Cellular component (GO): mitochondrial crista junction; MICOS complex
Source: RefSeq, a predicted model, not a curated record